Molecule: messenger RNA, 2310 nt
Organism: Funneliformis geosporum
Lineage: Eukaryota; Fungi; Glomeromycota; Glomeromycetes; Glomerales; Glomeraceae
Source: the annotation of a GenBank genome assembly
AUGGGUGAUUUAUUCUCUUCCUCUACACAAGAGGAACACGAUUUGUUCGCUGACGUAAAUGUAAAGACAGAUAAUUUUAAUAACCGUCGCUCAAAUAUGCAACAACACCAGCGGGUCUCGUCCGUUCCGAAUUCUCCGGAACAGACUACUUAUAGAUGGAACAAGCGCAUGGUCAACUCGAUCGCAUCCCUUCCUAGUAAUCUCUCUGAAAUUCCUUUAAAAUCCAAUGAUGUUUCACCGUCAAUUUCAACUGCUACUACAACACAGUCUUCGGCAUUUGGGUUUAUUUCCAAACCUGCAAACAAAAAAUCGCCACGGACGAAUGAAAGAAUUUCAAGUUUCCCAUUCGAAAAUUCUAUUCUACUCGAAAAACCACGAUCAAAUUUAAAUGAGACUAUUUUUCAAUUAUCUUCGGAAGAUAUGUUAUCCUUUUCUGUACCAAAUAAUGGACAGCAAGAACCAGCAUUCCAAACUCAAAAUCUUUCGAACUCUUUGAAUUUUAUGAAAUCGCGUCGAAUCGCUUCCAAAACCAAUAAAGUCUCUCUUGAAGAACUUGAUAUUAAUAUGGAAUCGAACACCAAUAUAAAGGGUGAGGCGAAUAAUAAUAUGGGAAACACGGAAUUAGAAUUGUCCAGGAUGGAAGUAGAAUUGCAGCAAAUUCUCAAUAUACAAUCAAAUGUUUUCCAAAGAAAAAACUCUAUUUAUGAACAAUUGGCUGAGAACUUUGAAAGUGUUAAAUCACUUGAAAUCAAUCAAACAAGUGCGUUAUCCAGCGAGGACUAUGCUAAAGCAGAUAAAUUGACAAAUGAGAUACAAGAAAUUCAUCAUAAAAUUAAUAAUUUGCGUGGUGUAUUACCUGGAUUGGAUCAGACAUUAAAUGAAUUGAGAGAAAAACAAGUUGAUUAUUUAAAAAGUAAGGCAGAUAUUCGUAGAAUUUUAGAAAAAGAAUUGAAAAAAAAGAAGAAUGAACACAUUGAAGCUUGUAAAUUAUAUGACGUCGAUAUCGAAAAUUUACGCAAUGUGGAAACCAAAAAAAUAAUUUCUGAACGAGAAGAAAUUGAAAAAGCAAAAAGUGAAAUUGUAUUUGAUGAGGAUCUUUGGAGUAAAUCGGAGGUUGAAUUUAAUGAAAGAAUUGAAGACCAUUGUCGGAAUGAAAAAUCUGAACGUGAAACCCUUUCUAAAAAGCGAGAAAACAUACGCGCGGAAAUAAAAGAACUAAUGCUACGUAUCGAAAGAUUACGCGCCGAUGAAAAUGGUUACAGCAAGCAAAUUAGCGAUAUAGAUCUCAAAAUAGAAAGUAUUACAAGUGAAUAUAGCUCCGAAAGAGAAGGUUUGUUAAGGGAGAAAAAUGAGUUGGAUAAUAGAAAACGAGAACUUGAGAAUAAAUCGGGGCACGUAGAAGAAAUGGAUAACCAAUUGCAUAAUAGACUUGAUAAUUAUCAAAAACAACGCGAAUUAUCACAGAAAGAACUAACAUUGUUAGAAAAACGUAUCGGAGAGAUGGGAUCCAUGUCUAAAAUUCAUCGUGAAGAAGCCAUUGAAAUCGAAAAGUUGAUAAAACAUCUAAGGGGUCGUGCCCAAAGAGAUUUGGAUUGCGAAAAGGAGAUUUCAGAGAUUCGCGCGCAAAUGGAAGAAUACGACGUUGAAGUUAAAAGAUUAACUUCUAAGGUAAUGCACGAUAAACAAACUUAUUCGAAUGUUCAGCAAGAUAUAUCAACUAUAGAUACACAAAUACCUGCAUUGGAAGAACAAAAGAAAUUGGCCGUUGUUGCAGCUCGUUUAGCUACUCGAAUAAAAGAUCUUCAGUCAACUCGUGACGAACGCACUAAAUUUUUGAAAACAAAGUGCUCAAGUUUGGAACAAGACCAGGAAGAUUUAAAGAUGGCAAGAAAAAAAUUGGAAGAGUAUCAUUCCAAAUUGAUUGAAGUCGAGAAAAAUACUGGGUCAGACAUGUUCGAGGAGUUAAAUGAAUCACUCCUACAACAUCGAUCAAGAUACGAUGUAGCCAGCCAGCGAAACCAUCACAUUUUAGUAAGUUUAUUACGUAAUGAAAUAAAAGGAUUGGAAUCUUGCAUCAAUCAAAUUAAGGCAAGAUAUGGACUUUCGAAUUCAAAAAUCCAAUCUAAUCAAUUGGAAAAUUUUCAAGAAGUUAUUGUGAAAAGUAAAGAUUUCAGCGAAUCAAUUAAUAUAAUCGGUAAUGAUUCAACCAGACUUGAAGAACUAGAAGCAAAAUUGCAGGAGGCCGUAAAUCGCGAGGAUUACACUCUUGCAGAACAAUUACAAAAUGAGAUUAACAGUUUGACGUCAUAA